AUGGAGGCGCGUCUACUGUCUCUGCCAUGCCAGCAAGCGGACGAUUCUCUUCGCGUCCCUGUGCUUGGCUGUCGGGGGAAUUUUGAUUUUCCUUUGCUCUUCGAGGAGGUCAUCUUAGGAGUGCUUCCUCUGGGCAUGCUGUUGAUAGUAGCCCCAUUUCGCCUGUGGUUUUUAUCUCGGAAGCCGCGCAAAGUAACGGGCUCGUGGGCUCUAUGGAUCAAAACUAUCACAUGGGUUAUCCUAGGGGCAAUUUAUUUUGCGCUUGUUGCACUAUGGUCUCUCUCUUCGGCGGUACGGACGCGCGCCUCCAUUGCGACGAAUACCGUGACCGCGGUGGGGGUGAUCUUCUUGGGCAUCCUCUCCUACUCCGAACACAAUCGCUCCGCUAGACCCUCUUUUCUUCUCAACGUCUAUCUUUUCACCACGCUUCUAUUUGAUAUCGCGAAGACACGAACAUUAUGGCUUCGAAGUAUCGGGGGAUCCGGAAGAACGAUCGCUAUAGUUACUUCUCUGGCUACUGGGGUCAAACUUCUUCUCCUGCUCCUUGAGGCACUGGAGAAACGACGCCUUCUCAAGGAGGACUACAGAGACUAUCCACCAGAAGCCACUGCUGGCUUCUUGAAUCGCGCUUUCUUCCUGUGGUUGAAUCCUUUAUUCAGGCAGGGCUUUUUCAAGCAGCUCGCCGUGGAAGAUCUUUUUGCCCUCGAUAAAACUCUGGGCUCGCAAAGACUCCAGAAUGCCCUGGAAGUCAAUUGGAACCAAGUGGAAAACCCAGGGGACAAUGCAUUCCUUUUCACAAUCUUCAGAACAUUCUCGUGGCAACUGCUCGCAGCCAUAGUUCCACGAGCUUGUCUCGUCGCGCUAAACGUUUGUCAACCUCUACUGUUGCACCGAUCGCUCUCCUUCACCGCAGAACCAGAUACGAGUAAAACUACCAAUGCCGGAUACGGGUUGAUUGGUGCCUACAUCCUCGUGUACACGGGAAUGGCGGUAUCCAUGGGACAAUACCAACAUCUGACGUACCGUGUCAUUACAAUGGUGAGAGGAGGGGUUGUCUCCAUGGUCUAUAAGAAAGCAGGUACUCUGAGCGUGAAGGAUGCCGAUCCGGCGGCAUCUCUCACGUUGAUGAGUGCGGACAUCGAGAGAAUCGUGCAGGGCUGGCAAACAAUACACGAUAUCUGGGGGAAUACUCUAGAGAUAGCUUUGGCAAUCUUUCUCCUUGAGCGGGAGUUAGGAGUUUCCUGCGUUGUGCCGGUCGCGGUCUCACUUGUGGCGCUCGUCGGAUCUUUAAUCUCACUUUCGCUUGUUGUCUCGAGGCAAGCCAUGUGGCUUGAGGCUAUCGAGAGACGUAUCUCCUCAACAGGGUCGAUGCUUGCUUCGAUGAAAGGAAUAAAGCUACUUGGACUCAGCCACUUCUUCAUGACUCAUGUUCAUGGCUUGCGUCUGGAGGAGCUAAAAAUAUCCAAAAGUUUCCGACGAAUCUUAGUCUUGAAUCUGGGAUUUGCUUGGAUGACACGCAUCUUUGGGCCGAUCUUUACAUUUGGCGCGUUUGUCGGCAUAUCGCAUAGCAGGGGGAAUGAUGCAGCUCUCAGCACUUCGAAUGCAUACACUUCCCUAUCGCUUUUCGCUCUCCUCUCAGAUCCGCUAUUAUCUCUUGUAAUGGCGCUGAUGACAUUCGUCGGCUCGGUCGGGUCUUUCAGGAGAAUUCAAGAAUUCCUUCAAAUGAAAAGCCAUGUGGAUUCCAGAUGCGGACUAACGCCACAGCCGGUCGACGUUCUUCAUGAGUCGAAAGGUUUAGGGCUGGUUGGGUAUUCAGAAUGUUCCACAAAUGGGUCGAGCUCAUCACAGUCUCUCAAGGGCGUGUCUGUGGCGUUGCGACAUGAGAUGAUCACAAUUCAGAGAGCAAGCUUUGGAUGGGAGAUGGAGAAAGAUCCUCUCCUCAAGGAUUUAACUAUCACCAUUCCUCGGGAAUCAUUUUCUGUCAUUGUUGGGCCAUCUGGCUGUGGAAAAUCAACGCUGCUCAAAGCUAUCCUUGGAGAGACUCCAUGUCUCAGCGGAAGCCUUGCCCUAUCGUCCCAGAGUGUCGCAUAUUGUGAUCAGGUCCCCUGGCACAUGAACGCGACUAUCAAGGACAGCAUUGUAGCAAUGUCAUGCUAUGAUGAAAAGUGGUACAAAUCCGUGAUAGCUGCAUGCGCCCUCGUCGAAGAUUUCCGGCAGCUCCCACGAGGAGAUCAGACAGUGAUUGGUAGCAAAGGUGUCGCCCUGAGUGGUGGGCAAAGUCAGCGCAUUGCACUCGCAAGAGCAGUCUACGCCAGGAAAGAUAUUGUUAUUCUUGAUGACGUUCUAAGCAGCUUGGACGCAGCAACUGAGAAUCACAUCUUCCACGAGCUAAUUGGUACUCAUGGCUUGCUCCGCUCGAUCGGCUCCACGGUUAUAUUUGCUUCUUCCUCUGUAAAACGGAUUCCUUACGCUGACCACAUCGUGGUGCUUGAUCUUGAAGGCCGAAUCACAGAGCAAGGAAGCUUCAAAGCACUUGACUCCGCCGGAGGAUACGUCUCCAGCUUUGCAUUAGGGGCACCUGACUGGGAUUUCAAGGCAAAAAGCCUCCCCGAACCGGAAAUCUCAAAGGCACCAGUUUAUCCGAACGACAAAGACAUGGAAUUUGUCAUCGAUAAAUUCGGAAGCGGGGGUGAUGUUUCAAUCUACCUCUAUUAUGUUCGCUCUAUCGGCUGGCUACCGACGACGGUUUUCAUUGUAGCCAUGACGGGAUUCGUGUUUUGUAUAUCCUUCCCAAGCAUUUGGGUAAAAUGGUGGGCUCGGUCGAAUGAGACACAUCCCGGCGCGCAAACAGGAUACUACAUUGGAAUAUAUGCAAUGCUCUGUGCCGUCGGCAUGAUAUCUCUCAUAGUCGGUUGUCGGCAGAUGAUUAUCAACAUGGUACCAAAGUCAGGCGAAAAGUUUCACAGUCAGCUCUUGAGUAAAGUGCUCAGCGCGCCUAUGCUAUUCUUUUCAAGUACGGACACCGGAGCUAUUCUCAACAGAUUUAGCCAGGACCUCCAACUUAUAGAUAUGGAGCUUCCGGUUGCCGCCAUAAACACAUUCGUUACUUUUGUCCUUUGCCUGUGUCAGAUGGUUUUCAUGGGAAUUGCCUCUAAAUAUGCGGCCAUUUCAUUCCCGCUGGUCAUUUUCACAAUCUACAGCAUACAGAAAGUUUACCUUCGCACCUCGCGGCAGUUGCGAUUCUUGGAUCUCGAGGCAAAGGCGCCUCUCUACGCUCACUUCACCGAUUGUCUUGGGGGUCUAACCACUGUGAGGGCUUUUGGAUGGCAACAAGCAUUGCAAGAUAAGAACCAUCGGCUGCUUGACUACUCUCAGAGGCCCUUCUAUUUCCUCUAUGCCAUCCAAAGGUGGCUUACAUUGACGCUAGAUAUGGUCGUUGCUGGGAUUGCGGUUAUCCUGAUUGUUCUAGUCGUGACACUAAGAGGAUCAAUUGGUGCAGGCUAUGUUGGAGUCGCUCUGCUCAACGUCAUCCUGUUCAGCCAAAGCAUCAAAUUACUGGUCACAUUCUGGACAAAUCUUGAAACUCACAUUGGCUCAAUACUGCGCGUGAAGUCAUUCAGUGAAAAUGUGGCUUCGGAGGAUCAGCCCGAUGAGAAAGGGGAUGUACCACCAGAAUGGCCUUCGGGAGGUGAAAUUGCAUUCGAGAAUGUUUCCGCAGAGUAUAGGGUUUCCGAGCCAGUGCUCAACAACAUUUCAUUUGCCAUACAGGCAGGAGAAAAAGCUGCAAUUUGCGGGCGAACUGGCAGUGGCAAAACUUCCCUCAUAAUGAGCAUCUUCCGCAUGGUUGAUCUCACGUCUGGGAGUAUUCUGAUUGACGGGAUCGACAUAUCUCAGAUACCCCGUCAAGAGAUACGCUCACGCAUAAACGGCGUCUCCCAAAGCCCAUUGUUGAUCCAAGGGAGUGUCAGGGAGAACAUCGAUCCAACUGGUCAUUGUUCUGAUGAUGACAUAAUGGCAGCUCUCAAGACCGUCCAGCUCUCUACAAAGAUUCAAGAAAAAGGAGGUCUUGAUACGGACAUUGAUGAGCUCUUCCUAUCCCAAGGACAGAAGCAGCUCUUCUGCCUGGCUCGGGCAAUUUUGCGCUCAGGCAACAUUCUUGUUCUCGAUGAGGCUACCAGCAGUGUCGAUACUCGAACCGACGAGAUAAUGCAACGAAUCAUCCGAGAAAAGUUCGCCAAUCACACCAUCAUCACAGUCGCCCAUAAGCUUGAGACUAUUCUCGACUAUGACAGAGUCCUCGUGCUUGAUUCUGGCCGUAUAAUCGAAUCAGGAAACCCUUACAAUCUCCUUGCUUCAGACUCUCAAUUCAGCAGUCUGUAUGCGAAAUCAGUGCUGGAAGAGUCGGAGUAG
This is a messenger RNA of Aspergillus affinis, 4410 nucleotides long. RefSeq names its product putative ABC multidrug transporter (gene abcB). Lineage: Eukaryota; Fungi; Ascomycota; Eurotiomycetes; Eurotiales; Aspergillaceae. The transcript is spliced from 15 exons. Gene Ontology annotation, biological process: transmembrane transport. Gene Ontology annotation, cellular component: membrane. The record is from RefSeq and is a predicted model, not a curated record. Gene Ontology annotation, molecular function: ABC-type transporter activity; ATP hydrolysis activity; ATP binding. Bases 1 to 4410 code for a protein of 1469 amino acids.